Acanthosepion pharaonis is the source of this 1986-nucleotide messenger RNA. The record is from the annotation of a GenBank genome assembly. NCBI's taxonomy places the organism in Eukaryota, Metazoa, Mollusca, Cephalopoda, Sepiida, Sepiidae.
AUGGAGGUCGAUAGUUCUCAGAGCCAUGUUGAUGUGUUACUUUCCAGUGAUUCAGAUCGUUGGAUGGAUUCCAUUGUACAGGUGAAAAACACAGUAAUUGGUAACAAUAAACAAAAGACCAAUGUUAUUGUCCAAGGCAUUAUCCCCAGACUUUUGCAGUGGAUGAUGGAUGACGGCAUUCCUCUGGACUUGAAAGUCGAAUGUUCAGUUGUCCUUGGCAGCCUCUCGAAAGGGACAGAAGCAAACAUUGUCAGUCUGGUGGAUGCUGGCUGUGUGCCCGUUUUAUUAGCUGCAAAGAGAUUGUCAAAUUAUGAUCUGAAGUAUGUGGAAGCCUGUUUACGUUGUCUACGCACAGUAUUUCUCAGUCCCUGUGCUCCAAAAGGAUAUAUUUUUGAGCAGGACUCAGCGAUCAUCCCUCAUCUAAUAAGUGUUCUUCCCAAAUCAGCUUGUACUCAGGAAUGCAUCACUACUAUAUUUGCCAACUGCUGUAAGACACAAGAACAUCAAAAUAUCUUGUGCAGCAAUGGAGCCAUUGACGCUUUGGCUCCUCUCCUCAAAUCCAAUAUUUAUAAGGUACAGAUGCCCACAUUACGGUGUUUCUCUGUGAUGUGUUAUCAGAAUGAGGAAGUUGCAAAAGCCAUUGCCAAUUAUGGUGGUAACAAGAAAGAGUCUAUUCCAGAGAUGUUGGUCCGUCUUCGUAAUCGAGAUAAGACAUCUGAGAUGCAGAUGGCAGCAGCUAAGUGCCUAACCUAUUUGUAUAGGGGAGGUGCCCUCAAUGCUAAUGAUCCUAUCAUCAUGUUGAAGACAUUACCGACCCUUAUUCGCAUGUGCAAGAAGGAUCGAACAUUGGAAGAAAAUGUGGAAGGUGCUGAAACUCUGGCCUACCUCAUUGAGGUGAACUCUGAACUCCAGAAAGUUGCAUCCAUAUCUGACCAUCUCAUCCGUACGUUAUCGGAAUACCUCAAGUAUACAAAUGUCCAACAGAUCAGCAGCACACAGACAACACAGAAGAAGGAUGUCAACUGGGGGAAUGAGCUAAAGCAGGCAGCAUUCAAAGCAUUUGCCUCACUUGGAGCAAAUGAUGAAGAUAUUCGCAAAAAAAUCAUUGAGACUGAGAACCUGAUUGAGCACAUUAUCAAUGGCAUGGAUAGUGAUGACGUCAAGGUGCAGGCGGCUGCAGUGCGCUGUCUGCAUAGCUUGUCCCGCUCUGUGCAGCAGCUGCGAACCACAUUCCAGGACCAUGCUCUGUGGAAACCUCUCCUUAAGAUGCUGCAGAAUGGACCUGAAGAGGUAUUGCGUGUAGCUUCCUCCACCCUGUGUAAUCUGAUGUUAGAGUUCUCUCCUAGCAAAGAGCCUAUUCUGGAAACGGGCGGUCUCAACAUCCUGGUCAACUUGACUAACAGUGAUGACUCUUUGCUCCGACUGAAUGGCGUCUGGGGACUGAUGAAUAUGACGUUCCAAGUUGGUGAAAAGAUGAAACACCAAAUCCUGGAAUCUCUGCAGACCGAACAGUUAUUCCGGCUACUGUCCGACCCUGACCCCAACGUCCUGAUCAAGACACUAGGAUUGCUGAGGAAUUUACUCUCGUCCAAACCACAUAUUGACAACGUGAUGAGUGGCUAUGGAGAUCAGAUCAUGCAGGCUGUGGUCUUCAUCCUGGAGGGCGAACACAGUGUUGACAUCAAGGAACAGGCCCUGUGCAUCCUUGGGCAUAUUGCUGAUGGCAAGUCAGCAAAAGAUUUUAUCAUGGGUAAUGAAGAUGUCCUUCGUAAACUGAUCAAUUAUAUGGUUCACAGCAAUGAGAAAGUACAGUUAGCCGCUGUGUACUGUAUUGGUAAUUUAGUAUGGAAUGAUGACGAAGGGUCUGCAGAAAGACAAGCACGUCUUCGGGAUUUGGGUGUUCAAAAAUCUCUUCACCAACUGUCCACAACAACUACAGGAGACCUACAACAGCGUGUGAAAUUGGCCCUGCAGCAAUUCUCCUGA